Messenger RNA from Charadrius vociferus (killdeer), 1067 nucleotides. RefSeq names its product patatin-like phospholipase domain containing 1 (gene PNPLA1). Gene Ontology annotation, cellular component: lipid droplet; cytoplasm; membrane. The record is from RefSeq and is a predicted model, not a curated record. Gene Ontology annotation, molecular function: triacylglycerol lipase activity. The transcript has 9 exons. Gene Ontology annotation, biological process: lipid homeostasis; triglyceride catabolic process. Lineage: Eukaryota; Metazoa; Chordata; Aves; Charadriiformes; Charadriidae. Bases 126 to 1067 code for a protein of 313 amino acids.
UCUUCUGGACUCCUCUGCAGUCAGAGAUGAGCUUGGAGAAAGCAGAGGAGACGAGAGCUUGAGGUUCACCUGGUGAAAAAGGACAACCUGAGACAUCGAGCCAGAUACACCAAUUUGAUCUCGAGAUGGCUGAGGAGGAUCUCCGGGGUUCCAGCACCCCUUUCUCACUCUCCUUUUCGGGCAGUGGCUUUCUCGCCCUGUACCAGGUCGGGGUGGUGCAGUCCCUCCUGGAGCUGGCUCCCGAACUGCUCAAGUCCGCCUGCAAGGUCUACGGGUCGUCCGCUGGCUCGCUCAUCGCUGCCGCCGUGGUGUGCGGCAUCGGCCUGGAUGACCUAAAGGAAUUUUUCUUUGCCAUGGCAAAAGAAGUCAGGAAAACCAUCCUGGGCCCUCUCUCUCCCAAGUGCAGCUUGUUGGCAAAUAUCAAGAAUGUUUUGCAGCGGAUGCUACCAGAGGACUCCUACCAGCUGGCUUCGGGGCGGCUGCACAUCUCGCUCACACGGGUAGUGGAUGGCCAAAACGUCAUGGCCUCUGAGUUCAGCUCGAAGGAGGAGCUCAUUCAGGCUCUCCUCUGCAGCUGCUUUCUUCCUAUCUACUGUGGAUUCAUCCCUCCGUCCUACCGCGGUGUGAUCUUCAACGGCAGCAUUCAGAUCUCGAUAGAAAACCUCUGCAGGAUUAGCUAUGCUCUCUUUCCGCCCAGCACCAUGGUCUUGAAUGACAUUUUCUCCCAAGGGUACCAGGACACUGCCCUUUUCCUGUACAGGAACAAUGCCUUUGGCUUUAACUACUUCGAUGGCAAUUUCCGCUUUGCCAGCAUGUGUGGGAAGAACGACUCUGCACAAUCCAACAGGACGUUCACUGGCCUAUGCAAAAGGGCUGAAGAAGCUGUGGGGGCUGGUGGAAGGUAUCAGCUCCAUGGUAAAACGGUGUCAGAAGCACCUCCAAACCAUGGUGCCUGCUUUGCCUACGAGAGCCGUGGCCAGGAGGUAACCAUCCUGGAUGGGCCCUGGGGGGUCUCCAACACCAUGCGAUUCUGCCGCCCCGGGAAGCGGGACCUGUGCUCCCUGUAA